AUGGGCCCCGCUACUCACGAUGCCAAACAAGAUGAAUUGAGCUCCCUUACCAAGCACCUUCAGGACGUCAACAUCUUCGACAAACAAAAAGUGCCGUCCAUGAUCCACGGUAGGAAGGCAAGCACAUACUUGCGAGUGUUCCAGGAUGACGAAACUGCGGGCAAAAAGCUCGAAAGUGGCAGUCUGCCCCCAGAAAACCAUUUGGCAUGCGACGAUGGUGAACCGCAUCAACAACAUCAACAACAACUGAGAUCGCACCAUCAUGGUCCACUUCCGUCUAGCUGGAAAAUGAGUCUUUUCGAAAAACGAACAGAAAAAGCACGCCCCACACCGCCUUCCAGAAGACAUUCAUCAUCCACAUACGACGUUCUGCCUCGUUUCAGACACAUAGGACUGCGAGACAAGUUUCCUAGACCCCCACAUGUCCGCAGAUUCAGCCGGUCCUCUUGCAAAGACCCUGUCAGGAGCUCUUUGCGCAGAAUGACCAAUAAUGCAUGCAUGGAGGAAUACACGCCCCAGUGGCAGGAACAAGCGCCUGUCACGACCCAGAAAUCCGUACCGCUGAAGUCGGUGUCUGUGGAACUCCCGUCGAAACCUGUAGAAGCAGGCCUUGAACCAGAAGUUCGUGACAAACUUCUAGCACUUAAGCCCAUUUCUUCAGCCACUUAUUAUCCUCAUCAAUCCAAGUCCGAACCGCAAGUAGAGGGCCAUUUUGAGAAGACUGCAGCGAGCCCCACGCAUCAAGAUGGGCAAGCCAUAGGGUCCACCAUCAACAUUUCUCCCGUAAAACCUCAGAAAACACCGACAGCCCCUUCAAUGGGUCUUGAGGACGAGACCGCUGUAGAUAGCUCACAUCCUGAAACUCCAGAUGACGACGACGGCGAUGAUGAAGAGGUAUAUCCCUUAGCUGUCGAACUACAGCCAUUUACAAACAAGGUCGGCGGGCACACAGCAAUAUUCAGGUUUUCUGAACGUGCGGUGUGUAAAGUUCUUGUACGUAGGGAAAACACAUGGUAUGAAAACAUCGAACAACAGCACAAAGAGCUCUUAGAUUUCAUACCUCGCUACAUCGGUGUACUAAACGUCAGGCAGCACUUCAACUCCGAAGAAGAGUUUCAGCGCGAAGUGGAACGAGAGAAGCGGGUUAAACUCGCCAAAAAACAACAAAAAAUGGACUUAAUAGCAGGAAAGACUCCACAACCCCAAGAUGCCAUGAAAGCGAGUGCGCCCAUAGAAUUCAAAAACCCAGAAGUCCUAUUGGACGAUAACAAGCAUAUUAUUCCAGAUUCACUGUGGUACAAAUAUUCACACUCACCUGAAUCAGCACCCAGCGAUUCCUACCUUUCAUCACAUAGCCUUGACAGAGAGGACUCAAUAUUCAAAAAUUCAGGCUCAACAGUAGUAAACACUAAGUUACAAGAGUUAGUUUUGAAGGAGGUAUUUGCCCCAACAAAGCGGAAACCACACACUCGUAACUCUUCUUUAGAUAAGUUGAGUAUCAAGAACAAUCCGUCGGCAGCAGAUCUUUUGACGCUGAGCAACAGCAUGAGGAGAAAUUCUCAUGAGCUCAAAGGAUCUGAAGUUGGCACUCCCUCUCCUGCUCUACUUCCACGUUCCACUAAGGCCAGUUUAGCAAAGAAAAUCGACUCCCACAGCUCUGUAUUGGAUCUCAAGCAGUUCAAUCUUCGCAAAAUGGCUCAAAUUGAUGCGGAUGAUCAGGACUCGACGGAGGGAAACCUUUCGCAAGAUGAGGAAUUACAUCGGACUAGUUCUUUACGCAAUGACUACGGUGACUCUGCAGAUGGCGAAGACGGUGUUUUUGCGAUGGAAGAAGAAGACGUUCCACGUUCGAAAGGCACAUCUAACCAUGAGUCAGUUAUGUUUGAAGAAAGCUCCCACACAAUUGUUUCGAAAUUCAUUCUCUUAGAGGAUCUUACAAGAAAGCUUGAUAAACCAUGCGUCUUGGACCUCAAAAUGGGGACACGGCAGUAUGGUGUUGAUGCUGACAAGUUCAAGCGUUUAUCACAGAGCAAAAAAUGUCGUAGGACGACAUCGCGGAAGCUUGGCGUUAGAAUAUGCGGGUUGAAGAUCUGGAACCAAGAUUAUUACAUCAAGAGAGACAAGUAUUUCGGUCGGCGCGUGCAUAUUGGUUGGCAAUUUGCUCGCACUCUUGCAAGAUUCCUGUAUAGCGGGAAAGACAUUUGCAGCAUCGUGCGGCAAAUACCACAAUUGAUUAGUCAGUUCGAAAGAUUGCAUGCUGAGAUAAUGGAACUCAAAGGAUAUCGUCUUUAUGGCUCGUCGCUGUUGCUGAUUUACGAUGGGAACAAUCCAUCAAAUUGCAACGUUAAGGUGAAUCUGAUCGACUUUGCACAAUGUGUUACACGCGAUGACAUAAUUACAAGUUUCGAUUCUUUCCGUGUCCCUCCAAGAUCGCCAGAGUCUGAAGACCGCGGUUUCUUGAGAGGUGUGCGAAGCUUAAGAUUCUACCUACAGUGCAUUUGGAAUCAUUUGACUAACGACAGCCCGUUGCUUUACGGUGACAAACUCACAAGCUACAUUCAGGAAAACGAUGAAGCGUUGAGCAAGCCUUGGGACUGGCUAGAUAGCUUUGACACCGAGCCUGAACAUGAGUUCGACGAUCCUGCAAGCGAACUUCGCAAAAAAUGGCGUAAAUACGAACUUAUAUUCGACGUGGAACCUCGUCAUCCUGAAGAUCCAGAUAUAAGUGAAUAG
Molecule: messenger RNA, 2733 nt
Organism: Lachancea sp. 'fantastica'
Lineage: Eukaryota; Fungi; Ascomycota; Saccharomycetes; Saccharomycetales; Saccharomycetaceae
Source: the annotation of a GenBank genome assembly